Messenger RNA from Exophiala dermatitidis NIH/UT8656, 1101 nucleotides. RefSeq lists its product as uncharacterized. The transcript has a single exon. Bases 1 to 1101 code for a protein of 366 amino acids. Lineage: Eukaryota; Fungi; Ascomycota; Eurotiomycetes; Chaetothyriales; Herpotrichiellaceae. Gene Ontology annotation, molecular function: oxidoreductase activity, acting on NAD(P)H. The record is from RefSeq and is a predicted model, not a curated record.
AUGACUAAACCAGUACCGCACCAUCACCUCGCCGCGAUCCUCCCCCAAAAAGGCGGUCCCUUAUCCAUCGUCGAACGCACCACACCCGACCCCGGUCCCAAUGAAAUUCUCAUCGAAAUCAAAGCGCUAGCCUUGAAUCCAGUCGACUACUACCAGCGCGACUUUGGGAUCCCGCCGGUCCCCGUCUAUCCUGCCGUCCUUGGGCACGACGCAUCUGGCAUCGUGGCCAAGGUUGGCUCUAAUGUUGCCACUGCCAAUGAUUCUACUUCCACCAGCAGUUCUGUUGUUCCAGGCAGUCGAGUCAUCGCCCUCGCCUCGUCUUUCUUCAAAAAUGGCGAUCCAAACUACGGCGCCUUCCAACACUACGCCCUCGUCCAAUCCGAAGCGGUCAUCCCACUUCCCGACACGCUCUCAUUUGAACAAGGUGCCGUGUUUCCCUUGGCCGUCAUGACAGCUCUAACGGCCUGGACUUGCAUUGGAAUUUCUCUCGAUACGAAAUUCACCCCGGAGGAUAAGCAGGCCGUGCUAAUCUGGGGCGCGGCAAGUAGCGUGGGUACAUUUGCGGUUCAAUCUGCGAAAUUACUCGGGUUCAGCAGGAUUUAUGCGACUGCUAGCUCGAAGCAUCAUGAAUACCUGAAAGAGCUGGGUGCGGAUGUUGUGGUCGAUUAUCAUGACAGUGAUGUCGUGAAGAAGAUUGUUGAUGCGGUGGAGUGGGAUGGUGUGAAGUUGUAUACGGCGCAUUGUGUUGUGGUUGGAGGGUUGCAGCCGACGUUGGAUGUGUUGAAAGAAACCAAGGGAAAGGGAAAAGGGAAUGGAAAGGGAGUGGUUGCAAAAGUGGCUCAUUCGCCUCCUUUGCCGGAAGAUCAUCCGACGUUGGAAGAUACGGAGAUUGUGUUCAAUUUCCCGUCGUUGGAUAAGGAGGUCAGGGAUAGGCAUGUGGAGCGGUGUUUUCAUGGGUGGUUGUAUAGUGGGUUGAAAGAGGGUACUGUCGUUCCGAGUCCACGGAUUCAAGUCGAACGGGGAGGGUUGGAGGGGUUAAAUUUGGCGCUGGACAAGUUGAGAGAUGGGGUUAGUGGGACGAAGAUUGUUGUGCCGAUUUGA